This is a messenger RNA of Periophthalmus magnuspinnatus, 4604 nucleotides long. Its product is annotated as fascin-like. The coding region runs from base 71 to 1537 and encodes 488 amino acids. Lineage: Eukaryota; Metazoa; Chordata; Actinopteri; Gobiiformes; Gobiidae. The record is from RefSeq and is a predicted model, not a curated record. The transcript is spliced from 5 exons. Gene Ontology annotation, biological process: actin filament bundle assembly; cell migration; establishment or maintenance of cell polarity. Gene Ontology annotation, molecular function: actin filament binding; protein-macromolecule adaptor activity. Gene Ontology annotation, cellular component: microvillus; cytoplasm; ruffle.
UCCACCAGACACACUCCGCUCCCUGCUGCACUUUUCCCCCCAGACAAGUGUGUGUGAGGCGUCCUGAAGCAUGUGCACGACCGGGGCUCUGCAGCUUCCUCUGGGGCUCAUCAACAGCGAGGGCCGGUACCUGACCGCGGAGGCGUUUGGGUUCAAGCUGAAUGCGUCCGCGAGCGGUCUGCGGAAGAAGCAAACGUGGACCCUGGAGCAGACCGGCGAAGACGGGAGUGCGGUGUUUCUCGUGUCGCACCUGGGCCGGUACCUCGCGGCGGACAAAGACGGUAACGUGACCGCGGAUAGCGAGGCGCGCGCUCCGGACUGCCGCUUCAUCAUCACGGCGCACGCGGACGGGCGGUGGUCUCUGCAGUCCGAGCGACACGGGCGGUACCUGGGCGGCAGCCAGGACCGCAUCACAUGCUUCGCCUCGAGCGUGUCGCCCGCGGAAAAGUGGAGCGUGCACCUGGCUGUGCACCCGCAGGUCAACCUGUACAGUGUAGCGCGCAAACGCUUCGUGCACCUGAGCGCGCGCGGGGAUGUGUGCGCGGACCGGGACGUGCCGUGGGGCGUGGACAGUCUGAUCACGCUGGUGUACCGGGACCAACGGUACCACGUGCAGACGUGCUCUCACCGCUUCCUCCGCGCGGACGGCACUCUGUCCGCGGACACGGACCAGCACACUGGCUUCACUCUGGAGUUCCGCUCCGGGAGCGUGGCCUUCCGUGACGCAGAGGGCCGUUACCUGACCCCCACGGGCUCCUCAGGAACCCUCAAGAGCGGCAAGGGCACGCGCACGGGCAAGGAUGAACUGUUCGCUCUGGAGCGCAGCCACGCGCAGGUCGUGCUCACCGCGGGAAAUGGCAAGAACGUGUCCACGCGACAAGGUAUGGAUCUGUCAGCCAAUCAGGACGAGGAGGAGGACCAGGAAGUGUUUCAGCUGGAGAUGAGCCCAGAGGAGCGCCGGUGUGCCUUUAAGACAGCCUCGGGGAAGUACUGGGCACUCACCCCAAGCGGAGGCCUCCAGAGCACAGCCACCGACAAGUCUGCUCAAAGCCUUUUUGAGCUGGAGUGGAGCGAUAGUCAUGUGUGUGUUCGUGCGCCUAAUGGCAAAUAUGUGACCGCUAAGAAGAAUGGACAGCUAGCGGCUACGGUGGACAGUGCAGGAGAGGCAGAGCACUUCCUGGUGAAGCUGAUAAACCGUCCAAUUAUCGUGCUUCGUGGGGAGCAUGGUUUCAUUGGAGCACGCAAACCAGGCCAGCCCACUCUGGACUCCAACCGCGCCUCCUACGAUGUGUUCCUGCUCGAGUACCACAACGGAGCUUACUCAAUCAAAGAUUCCCAGGGCCUGUACUGGAGCGUGGGGCCCGACCUCUCUGUGCUCUGCUCCAGCCCGGUCCCUGUUCCCUUCCUUCUCCUCUUCUGUGACCUCCACAAGAUGGCCGUGCGUGCUGCGGGGGGCCAGUACCUGAAAGGGGAUCACGCGGGGGCCCUCAAAGCCAAUGCAGAGAGCCUGGACAGCGCCACACUGUGGGAGUACUGAGCCACUGAAGUGGGAUUACAAGUAUUAAGUGUAUUUAUACUGGUUACUUUAUGUGAUGUGUCUUAAAGAGGUGAAGCAUCAGAAAGGGGUGGGUAAUAUUGACAAAACUGAACAGCACUAUCCCCAUGACAAUAUAUUACAAUAUGGCAAUUCAUCAGAAAUGUGUUAAAAUGUGCCUGCAAAUGUCUUGUUGAGGUAAUCAUUAGUUACUUGAAUUACAGAGGGGGUAUUAUGCAAAAUCAUUUUUUUUAGCUCUCUACCAUAUUAUAACAUUUUUCCUUCAUCAGUAACAGAGCUGAAGAGGUUUUAUAUGUCAUCCAUGCAAUUUUGACAAAUCUCGAUUUCUCCUGGGCACUCUACGAACCAUCCUUACAGUUCAAUUCAGUAAUGUUUUGUAAAGACCAAAAUCACGGCAGUAGUAGAGACUAACCAGAGCAGUGAUUCAACCAACAGAAAGUUAGAAAAUCCAACAGGGAAACAAACAUUGGGUAAUAACAGAGAAGCAGAUUAACCAAAAUUCAUAGAAAACAAGGGCAUGAAUAAUGGAUGUCUGAGAACAUCCAUUUUCACCAAGUAAAAUAAAAACCCUGAACCACAGUGAAGGAGAGAUUCACUCCCAAGGGCGGGCAGACUGCAGAUGUGUCCAGGACUAAUACACAUCCGUUUGGAGAUAAUGUUCAAAUCUGUAGGACCAAAGCCCACUCAAGUCCAAGGGACAGAGGACGGCUCGUCCAGGAUAGGAUAGGCGUCAUCCAGUCAUGUGAGGGAAGGGGAAGAUAUGGGUCCACAAAACAGGAUCAGGGCAUAGGAAGGGCAUGGGAGGUCUAGUCAUCACCUAGGCAGUCAGCAGCCAGGCAUCUGAAACAGUUGUGGGACUGGAACCGGGAACUUGGAACUUGUGAAUAGCAAUGAACAGACUACAGGUGAACUGAAUAGUGAAUGUUGUUGACAGGGAAAGUGGAGAAACAUAGGAUAGUGCUCAAGUUUCCAUACUUCCCCAGCAUAGAUGCUUCUAAGGCAGGUUAGCUAAAACUCUGGGCUUUAUUUCUGCUUCUAACUUUCCUGGCCAUAAGCUGAUUCAAAAAAGAAUGUUUUAAGCCUGGUUUUAAAUGAAUGAGACUGUGGGGGCCUGUUUAAUGUGGGCAGGAGCUGAGUCCAUAACACAGAAGUUAAGGUAGCUGAACUUUUCCCCCUCUUACUAUGCUUUUUUAGCCCAAACCCUAAUACUAAAAUACAGUAAUCUAGCCUUGAUGUAACAAAAGCAUCGAUACUUACUUUUAGGCAUGAUAUUUGCGAUUUUGGCAAUAUUAUGCAGGUGGAAGCAGGCUGUUUUAAAGGCUUGGUUUAUAUGUGCUGUGAAUGAAAGCUCUAGGUUAAAUAAGACUCCAUGGUUCUUUAUAGUAGAACUGGAGGCUACAGUGACAUGGUCCAGUGUGACUAUCUGGUCAGAUAGAGAGUCUUGCAGGCCAUUGGGACCUAGAACAAUGACCUCUGUUUUUUCAGGGUUAAGAAGCAGAUAAUUAAGUGUCAUCCAUUUAUCUAUUCCAUCAGUUUGAUCUGGUUUAAUUGAUUAGUACAGCUGUGUGUCAUCAACAGAUUCUUAACUUCUUAAUGCCUGUUUUCUGAUGAUAUUACCUAACAGCAGCAUAUAAAGUGUGAAUAGGACUGGACCCAGUACACAACCCUGUGGUACUCUGUAGGCUACUUUAGAACACAGCAAGGAACUCUGGUUUCCAUUAACAAACUGGUCCCUAUUUGAUAAAUGGGAUCUAAACCAGCUGAGGUCUGCCCCUCUGACUCCUGUGUCUCAUUCUAAUCUCAGUAGUAGAAUGCUGUGUUCAAUGGUGUCAAACUCUUCACUGAGGUCAAACAGAAUCAGGACUGAGAGCAGUCCAUGAUCAGCAGCUAAUAACAAGUCAUUUGUGACUUUAAAUAGUAAAUAGUAGCUAUGUAAUGUUCAACCCACAAGACUAUGUUAUCCAUGUUCCCAUAUGACAAUUCUCCAUAAAUAUACAAGAGCAAGAUAUAAAACAAUACACUACAACUUCACAAACUUGAUGCAAUAUGCAGCAGUUUCAUAAGUGGGAUACACUCUGAUUAUGUUGUGAUAGCGCUCUGAAGGGGGAGUGACUUAGCAUGGACAGCAAAAGGAGGGAGGACAUGGUGAUCUAAAUAUGUUACGUGUUAGCAGUUUAUAUCCCAUAGAAGUAAAAUACCCCCUCUUUAAGAACAAAAUAAUAUUCCCUUAGCAGAAAAAGUUUGCAAAUGAAUGUUAAGUAAGUAAAGAAGCACACCAAAGUUUAAACCCUCUGAUGAGGUAUAAAGUGCCAAAAUGCAGUGCAUAUUCUUUGCCAUAUAAUUUAUGUCAUUUUUGGCAUUAAAGGUAUUCUGUGCAAUUGAAAUAUGGACCAGGCUUUUUGUAUUUUGAGGCUGCAAACAUUUUAUACUGGUUAUAAUGAUUUCACUUGAACUAUUCCUGAAUAAUAUGCAAAACUAGUGCCAGUUUCUUAUAUACUAAAUAAAAUAUUUGGUAUCUGUUAUGGUGUAUAUUUAAAAGAUACAAUAAAUUAGGGUUUACACAAUUUUGGUCUUAGCUUUAGCUUUGCAUCCCUUGUGCUUCAGCUCAAAAUGUAAAAUAAACAAAAAAAGAGAAAAUAAAAGCACAAAUUCUUGAUUUUGCAUUGAUUAAUGCUAAAAUGUGGAAUAAACAUUGUCUGUAGCCUCUUGUUAAUACAACUAAAAUGCCAACUCAAAAUCAGGCACAUAUUCUACCCAUAAGAAAGCACAAAGAUCAAAAUGAAGGACAGAAAACAGUCUCCUUAAGAAGCACAUGUUUAAAGGGAUGGGUGAUAUUCAUACAAGGGAAAUGACCUCUCCAGUUGUACCAAGGCUCAUGUGCCUUUAUCUGCUCUGUACCAUUGUGGCUGUGCUUUUACUCAAUAAACUUUUUCGUCCUUGUUGUCCUGAGGUGUCCCUCAUGUCUCUGUCCAAAGCCGCUCUGAUUUAUCUGAUGGUCCAUAAGUGUCCAAACCCGUGGUCGUAAACACGUGGAAAUAUGUUGCACACA